AUGCAUGAGGUGAGAGAACACAUCAGGAGAAAUCACAGCUUUGUUUCCACAGCUCAGCAGCCCUUGGGCACCUUAACUUCCACUAAAAUGAACCUACGUUUGUGUCCAUUGCCAACACAAGGACAUGCCUCAUGUCUUCCAUUGCCCGUGUUGUUGUUUGCCACAGACAUCCCCAGCACAGCUAUCAUCAGAGUACUGGCUGAAGAAGAGGCUGAAAACAGGCUGGAAAAAGUUGAAGGUCACGCCUACCUGCUGGAUACUUCAAGACCGCAAUCCCCUCCCCACCCACAGCACCCCUGCGCUCAGGGAAGUAAGGGUAAAGCAGAGCGCUGUACGCGUGCCUCCGCAGGCGGUGGGCGCAGAUUCUGUCAUUCCUGUAUUUCUGCAAGUUUAAAGAAUAAUGCGUGGACGUGCCCUUACUGCCGCGCUUAUCUUCCUUCUGAAGGAAUUCCAGCCACUGAUAUUGCCAAGAAGAUGGAGAGCACAUACCAAAAUUGCACAGAAUGCGAAACACAGGUAUGUCUGAGUGAAAUGAGAGCUCAUUUAAGAACUUGUGAAAAAUAUAUAGAAAAAUAUGGACCUGUACAGGAGCUUGGAGAUGCUGUAACAAGAUACUCCUGUCCUUAUUGCCAGUGCGAAGUGGAUGAGGAUGAGCUAAUGGACCACUGUCUCACUUACCACAGAUUGGAAAGGAGAGCAGUGUGUUGUCCAAUUUGUUGUUUAACACCUGGGAGAGAUCCAAGCUAUUUCAGCAGAAAUUUUAUAAGCCAUCUUCAACUCAGACAUACACCCCAUUAUGAAGACUACAUAGACAUAAACACUGUUGGAGAAGUUCUUGUCGAAAGAGUUCUAGAUGGGUCAUUCUUAGAAUAUGUGCAUGUGAAUCAUCCAAACAGCACGUAA
Molecule: messenger RNA, 903 nt
Organism: Aptenodytes forsteri (emperor penguin)
Lineage: Eukaryota; Metazoa; Chordata; Aves; Sphenisciformes; Spheniscidae
Gene: RNF125
Product: ring finger protein 125
Exons: 8
Coding region: 1-903 (300 amino acids)
Biological process (GO): protein polyubiquitination; ubiquitin-dependent protein catabolic process
Molecular function (GO): ubiquitin protein ligase activity
Source: RefSeq, a predicted model, not a curated record